UAACCUGACUCGGGUUUUUUUUCCUUUCGACACACGGUACCCUGUGUCUGUGAAUACAAUUACUUUUUUUUAGUCGUCUUGUGUGUUUGCUUGUUGAUUGGAUACGUUUACAGUUUUUAUACCCACUGCACUUACUUUAAAGAAAUUAUAUUUAUCUGACGUCGACUUUUGUUUUUUACUUGUUUUGUGGUUGCACCUGCCGUGGACAACAAACACCAAAGCUGCUUGGCAGACUGGUUUUACUCGAUGUGGAAUUUGCCAAGAGCACUGAAACCUAAGGCGUAAAACGCAGCAAGAAACACAAAGUCCAAGUCACCAAUUUAUUUUUUACGGUGUCUUAAAGUUAUGGACCCGAUGGAUUCAGGAAUGCGGUACAACCCCAGUUCUUCGGACAAGGACUGGGAGAAGGAAGUCAUGUUCCUGCCAGCAUCAGACUCCAAGAAGCUAGAGAAGAAGCGUCGCCCAGGGAAGGUGGGCAGCAUCAUUGGCCUGGUGGUCUUCACGGCCGUCCUGGCUUUGAUGAUCGGCCUGAUGGUGUGGCAUUUCCACUACCGUAGGGAUUCGAAGAUGAAGAUGAAGAUGUACAGUGGCGCUAUGCACAUCACAAAUCAGGUGUUUGACAAUGCUUAUGACAACCCCAACAGCACGCAGUUUAAGGCCCUGGCAAAACAGGUAGCAACUCAGUUGAGAAACAUCUACUCCAAGACUCCACCAUUGCAUAAGUUUUAUGUUGACUCUACCGUACAAGCCUUCAGUGAGGGCAGCGUAAUGGCAUAUUAUCUGUCCGAGUUCCAUGUCCCAGCUUCCCAGGAGGCUACUGUGGAUUCUACCAUGAGCACCAUAAACGACAUUAUAAGCAAACAGCAGCGCUCCUCAAAUCUGCAAGGAAGCCUGGUCUUUGACAGCAUAGUGACUUCAGCUGUGGAUUCACGCAUGUUCUCAAAGGCUUCGUUUCAGAGGUACAGCACCCGCCUCGUGUCAGACCAGUCACAGGUGAUCGAUUCGCCAGGGUUUCCCAACUACCCGUACCCAUCAAACACAGCAGUGCAGUGGCAGCUACGAGCUGACCCAGGCAGCGUCAUCAUUCUGAACUUCAGCACCUUCCGCCUGGAGGCAAACUGCCAGAACGACUCUGUGAAGGUGUAUGACUCGCUGGCCCCCAUCGAGAGUCGCCUCAUGGCUGAGCAAUGUGGAAUAUACAACCAGAAUAGUUUUCUCAGCUUCCUCUCUUCGGGAAAUGUGAUGCUGAUCACCCUGGUUACCAACGAGGAGGGCAAUUAUCCUGGCUUCAGAGCAUUUGCAUCUCAGGUGGCAAAGGCCAACUCUAAAGCGACAACUUGUGGUGGAGCUUUGAGUGGAAUGUCUGGAACCUUAAAAUCUCCCAACUACCCCAACUAUUACCCUCCCCUGAUCAAGUGUGAGUGGACCAUCCAGGUUCCAGCUAAUAUGCAUGUGAAGCUGGUUUUCUCCAAAUUCAUGAUGUCUGUGGGUAUGCCAAACUCCUGUCUGAAGGAUUAUGUCCAGGUCAAUGAUGAAAAAUUGUGUGGUGACCUGCCUUCUAACACAGUGAAGACCAGUAACUCAAACCAAAUGACUAUAGUGUUCUACUCUGACGCAUCACACGUGGACAGAGGCUUUAAUGCCACCUACUCAGCCUUUGAACCCACUAACCCCUGCCCGGAUAAGUUCCUGUGCAACAACAAACGCUGUGUCAACAUAGCCCUGCGCUGUGACGGCUGGAAUGACUGUGGAGACAGCAGUGAUGAAAAGAACUGCCAGUGUGACAGUACCAUGAUCAGCUGUAAGAAUGGUUUGUGUAAGCCCAUGUUCUGGAAGUGUGAUGGCGUUGAUGACUGUGGAGACAAGACUGAUGAAAUGAACUGUGCCUCUUGUAAGGCAGGUGAGUUUGCAUGUGCAAAUGGUGUCUGUAUCUUGGAGAAGCAGAAGUGUGAUCAAAAAGACGACUGCGGCGAUCAUUCGGACGAAACUGAUUGUGGAAGAAUGUCCACCCAUGCAUGUCUGGCGACCAAUUACAAAUGCCAGAAUGGCCAGUGCGUAACUAAGGAGAACCCAGAGUGUGAUGGCGAGAACGACUGUGAGGAUGGUUCUGAUGAGAACACCUGUGGAAACUGUGGAAAGCACCCUAUUAAAACCUCUCGCAUAGUGGGUGGGCAGGAUGCAACAGAGGGGGAGUGGCCUUGGCAGGUCAGCCUUCACAUCAAGAACUCUGUGCAUGUGUGCGGUGCGUCAUUAAUCAGCGAGAGCUGGCUUGUGACUGCAGCUCACUGCGUCCAGGACGAACCCAAAAUGAAGCUCUCUCAGCCAGGGACGUGGGAGGUCUACCUGGGCCUCCAUUCUCAGAAACAGCUGGACAAAGCUGUGAAGCGCUACCUUAAACGGGUCAUCGGCCACCCCAGUUACAACGAAUACACCUAUGACUUCGACAUCGCUCUGAUGGAGCUGGACCAGCCCGUCAAAUUCACCGACACCAUCCGACCCAUCUGCCUCCCCUCUGCCACCUACGUGUUCCCCGUGGGCAAGUCGGUGUGGAUCACAGGCUGGGGCGCCACCAGGGAGGGAGGAUCUGGUGCAAUGGUGUUGCAGAAGGCAGAGGUGCGCAUCAUCAACAGCACUGUGUGUAAUUCCCUAAUGAACGGACAGAUCACCUCACGCAUGAUGUGUGCUGGAGUCCUAGCUGGUGGGGUUGAUGCCUGUCAGGGUGACUCGGGUGGCCCCCUUUCCAGUUCCAUUCCCGCUGGGCGAAUGUUUCUGGCCGGUGUGGUAAGCUGGGGCGACGGAUGUGCCCGCAGGAACAAGCCUGGCAUUUAUAGCACCGUCCCCAAAUUCCGUGCCUGGAUCAAAGAGCAAACGGGAGUUUAACUUCAGGAGAACAGGCCACGGCUCGACGGGGCUUCCGACGCACCAGGACUUCAGCAGUGACUGGCUGGCUGACUCCAGUUUUUGCUCAUUUGUGCCUAUGAAAACAAAAGGGCAAAAGAGAUGUGCCUUUUUAAUAUAUAAAAAAUGUAGAUGCUGAGACUGUCGCUGAAAUGGGGUCAAUCAUGUAUUUGACUUUGGGGGACGAUUAGCCUUGAAGCAGCAUUUUUAACCAUCUCGUCUGUGGUUUUAUUACUGAUCCCUGCCUCUGUAGUCCGUACAGUACACAGGACCGACGGGCUGUGUCAUGAUUUUUAAGUGCGUUUUUGCUAUUGCGUGGUCAACUGUUUUAAAAUUGUAAAUUAAGGGAAGCAUCAGGGAUUUAUUUUACUUCAUGUAAAUAAAUUUGACCUAUAAAUAUGUUGUUUCUUGUUAAUGAAUUGUUUGGAAAACCUUAUUACCCAUGUGGUUGUAGAUAGUAAUAAAUGUGUCUGAUUGUUAUUGCUGUACCUAGAUGCCUUUUAGUUUGGUUUUGUUUAUGUGGGCUGUUUCUUCAGGAGAUGCAUGCCUCAUAAAGACAAACUCAAUGCUCCAUUACAUACAUUCAUAAAUGUGAAAAAUGCUUCUCUUCACUCUUCUGUAUCAUUCCUUUUUAACUGAGUAAAUGUGACAUUUUCUGAGGACCUUGUUGCAACUUUUGAGAUAGAUGGAUGUAAAAUAACAAUUUAUAUAAUGGACAGCUCCAAACUCAGAUGCCAAUAUGAAGAUGUGUGUACUGGAUGGAUUUGGUUUUGUCUGUCAAAGGCCUUAGUUAUUUGUUCCAAAACCAGCUUAACAAAGAAAAUGUAUUUUUCAGGUUUGUAAAAAUUAUGCAAAGCACUUGAAGUGAACAUCUUUGUAUAUCAGAAAAUUUGCCUUUUAAAAUAAGACUGUCCCUGCUCUCUUGGAUUACUUUGUGCUUUGUAAUAUUUAAAUUUUGCAAAUGUUUAUUAUCCAAUAAAAUAUCUGU
Electrophorus electricus (electric eel) is the source of this 3886-nucleotide messenger RNA. It is a transcript of the gene st14a, whose product is annotated as ST14 transmembrane serine protease matriptase a. Gene Ontology annotation, cellular component: membrane. Gene Ontology annotation, biological process: proteolysis. Gene Ontology annotation, molecular function: serine-type endopeptidase activity; protein binding. NCBI's taxonomy places the organism in Eukaryota, Metazoa, Chordata, Actinopteri, Gymnotiformes, Gymnotidae. The record is from RefSeq and is a predicted model, not a curated record.